Molecule: messenger RNA, 1461 nt
Organism: Cynoglossus semilaevis (tongue sole)
Lineage: Eukaryota; Metazoa; Chordata; Actinopteri; Pleuronectiformes; Cynoglossidae
Product: gastrula zinc finger protein XlCGF57.1-like
Exons: 1
Coding region: 551-1228 (225 amino acids)
Biological process (GO): negative regulation of transcription by RNA polymerase II; regulation of immune system process; regulation of cytokine production
Cellular component (GO): nucleoplasm
Molecular function (GO): RNA polymerase II cis-regulatory region sequence-specific DNA binding; DNA-binding transcription repressor activity, RNA polymerase II-specific
Source: RefSeq, a predicted model, not a curated record
UGAGGUCGAGGGGGCGGAGCCUGUUGUGAUGACGUAGGGUGUUUCUGGUGGUAAAGCCCUGGUUCUCUGUCCCACAGAUGUUCUCCAGCUGUCCACGGUCAAAGACGAGGUUCCACCUGAGCUGCAGGAGUCCAGACCCACUGAGGGCCAGGAGGAACCACGGCACGGCGGCAUCAAGGAGGAGCAGGAGGAGGAGGGGGUGUGGACCAAUGAGGAGGAGGCGGCUGUUGGAGGCGUGUCUGCAGAGAAGGUCAGUGAGGAGAAGAACCCUGGCUCCUGCCGUCCCCCUCAUCUUCAGGACAAGGAGGACGGCUCGGGUCCUGGACCCUGCAGGGACCCCGGUCCAGAUGGACCUGAGGACCAUCAGGACGGUCCCGGGGAGACCGUUGGCAGGAAGUUGUCGUGUUCUGAGUGCGGGAAAACAUUCUCCUACAAGUCGGAUCUGCUGAGACACGUGGUCAGUCAUUCAGGAGAGAAACCGUUCCACUGCUCCCAAUGUGACAAACGUUUUGCGACUGGUGGGAGUCUGAGACAACACGAAAAAAAGCACAUGGGAGAAAAACCAUUUGGUUGCUCAGAGUGCGGUAAAAGGUUUAGCUCCAGGUCCAAGUUGUUGCAACACAUGGCCGAUCACACGGGAGAGAUACCGUUUAGUUGCUCAUUGUGUGAGAAAAAAUUUCCAACAAACUGGAGUCUGAAGAAGCACAUGAUUGGCCACAACGGGGUGAAGUCACACGGUUGCUCUCAGUGUGGGAAAACCUUUUUCUGGGUUUCACUGUUGAGGAGACACCAGCUGACCCAUUCUGGAGAGAAACCUUUCAGUUGCACUGUGUGUGGGAAAAGAUUCAUCUCCAAGAAGAACGUGGAGAACCAUGAGAAAAUACACACCGGAAAUCAACCGUUCAGUUGCUCCGUGUGUGGGAGAAAAUUUACCUACAAGGGGAGCAUGAAGGACCACGAAAAAAUACAUACUGAAGAGAAACCGUUCAGUUGCUCUGUGUGCGGCAAAGAUUUCGCCCGUGCACGUUUUCUCAAAAAACAUGAAAAGAUCCACUCACGUGAAAAACCAUUCAGUUGCGGUACGUGUGGGAAAAGUUUUGCUGUAAAGGGCAGUCUGACAGCACACGAGAAAAUCCAUACUGGAGUGAAACCAUUCAGCUGCUCACAGUGUGGGAAAACCUUCUUCUUGUCUUCAAGUUUGAGGAAACACGAGAGAAUUCACACUUGAAAAAAUCUGACAGUGAAGAACUGGACCAGGACCAGGACCUGGACCAGGACCUGGACCAGGACCUGGUCCACCUCAUGGAGAUUAUACACAUCAUUCUUUACUAACUGGACUGAGUUUCUGUGAAUUAAACUAAAAAAUAAAUCAAAUGUUGUCAAACAAAUAAACCCUCCUGUGAACCUGACUCUGAGUUCGUCAUCAAACACGAUCACAUUCACUGUUAAAAACACAGACGU